AUGAAGAAACUCAGAGACUCUUUGCUCUUAAAGCAUUGGCCCUUUAGCAAGAUGGACAAGGCUUCGAUUAGUAAGGACGCAAUUGUUGUGGUUGAUAGAUUUCCCAACGGUUCGGGAAAAAGAGCUUUGUCUAAUAAUUCAGUAAAUGUCUCACCCUUUGAUCGAUCUCAGUUCAAUGUUUCUGAUGGUGGAAACAUCAAUCUUCACGACUUGAAGUACGCGAUCUUCAGAGAGGAUGGCUGUAUUAUUUCACAUGCUCCCCGAACCGGAAAGACAAGGUUGACCAUAGUGUUUUUGAUGGCUUAUUUGAAACUUUUCCCGAAGUGUCAUCCGGUUAUUGUUACUCCUGCGAGUUUGUUACUUACUUGGGAAGAUGCGUUCAAAAAAUGGGACAUUGGAGUUCCAUUUCACAAACAAUCUUGA
This is a messenger RNA of Vicia faba (fava bean), 423 nucleotides long. The record is from the annotation of a GenBank genome assembly. Lineage: Eukaryota; Viridiplantae; Streptophyta; Magnoliopsida; Fabales; Fabaceae.